This is a messenger RNA of Candidula unifasciata, 264 nucleotides long. NCBI's taxonomy places the organism in Eukaryota, Metazoa, Mollusca, Gastropoda, Stylommatophora, Geomitridae. The record is from the annotation of a GenBank genome assembly.
AUGCUGCCAGUCACGGAAAAGUCAACUAUUCUCUUGGAGUUCCCCCCCCCCCCGGAGUGUUCAGUUAUGGGCUGGGUCCUGAAGAGGGAACAAGAGCGUCUUAGAAACACUUUGACAUGUGUGUUAUGUAAAAGCAAGCCGGUAGAAAUCACACUUUUGCCCUGUGGUCAUUUUGUACUGUGUGCUGCAUGUUCUGAUGAAUGCAACAUCUGUCCAGUGUGCAAUAAAGAGGCCUUAGCUGAAGUGAAAACCUUUCUCUGCUAA